UUACGGAAAAAGACCCAUUUUGGUCUAUUGAAAUGCCUAAAAGUAAGACAUCAAAUGUUGGUUGUCCAAAGGUUCAAGGUGCAAAGCCACAAAAAUCGACCGAUUUUACAAACAUAUCUUUUCAACACAGGGACAGUAUUAAUACGGCAUCAUCUAACAAAACUAUCAUACAAUCCGAACUCGAAAAGCUUUUUGCAGAGAAACAAACUAAUUGGAAGAG
Racocetra persica is the source of this 220-nucleotide messenger RNA. Lineage: Eukaryota; Fungi; Glomeromycota; Glomeromycetes; Diversisporales; Gigasporaceae. The record is from the annotation of a GenBank genome assembly.